CGUGUUUAUAGAAUUCAAGAUGGCAGUCGUUAUAGAUGGUAGCGGCGAUGCCAGAAUGCGAGAAUACUCAAAUUUGGCUGCAGAUCUUGAACAACAGGAGCUAGAAGCUGCAGAUGGUGUUGCCAGUCCACAAGUCUAUGGACAGUUGCUAGCAAUAUAUAUUCUUCAAGAUGACCUUCCUAAUGCAAAGUUUCUCUGGAAGAGAAUUCCCCAGUCAAUAAAGCAGACACGUUCUGAGCUGGGCAAUAUCUGGAAAGUGGGGCAGGGGCUAUGGUACAAGGACUUCCCAGCAAUCUACACUGGAUUAGCUCAAGAAUGGCCAGACUACAUCAGGCCUGUGAUGUUGGAUCUAGGAGAGCGCACAAGACAACGUGCCCUAAACCUUGUUGCAAAAGCCUAUUCGUCAAUUUCUCUUGAUGAUGUUGCAUCAUUCCUUGGUGUGUCUAGGACACAAGUUUCAGAUGUGGUAACUCCACUUGGUUGGACUGUUGAUAUGGUCACGGGAAUGGCUACACCGAAGUAUUCAGUUGUACGACAAGAGGAGUUCACGCCAAGCGAAGAGCAGUUAGCGAAGCUAACAGAUUUUGUAGCCUUCUUGGAGAAUUGAUAAAAUUCUUCAUUUUUUA
Molecule: messenger RNA, 626 nt
Organism: Ornithodoros turicata
Lineage: Eukaryota; Metazoa; Arthropoda; Arachnida; Ixodida; Argasidae
Gene: CSN8
Product: COP9 signalosome complex subunit 8-like
Exons: 7
Coding region: 20-607 (195 amino acids)
Biological process (GO): protein deneddylation; COP9 signalosome assembly
Cellular component (GO): COP9 signalosome
Source: RefSeq, a predicted model, not a curated record